AUGGCCAGGUCCGACUUCCACCUAAAGUUGUGGUCAACAGUCUCCCCUCAUAAUGGCCAUCGACUCCGCCUGCCUGUCAAGCCUCGCCGUCCAAUUACGACCUUUACUAAGCGUCACAUCCCCCACACAGUGAGCUCUACUGACUAUGCUCACUCCUUGGCUGGCCAAUCCCUCAAGAGAGUUUCACUGGAUCGACUCAUGCGGUUUGGUCCACCACCGCUAUCUCCAUCGAAGAUCGUAGAGUCUGCAGAGUUGACCAGGUAUGAAUUGAGUCAGCGACUUCAGCGAAGGGUCAACGCCCAUCUCAGUUUGCCAUAUCUUCCGGCAUCAAAUCCUCAUAUCAAAGAGGUUAUGUCUAUCUAUCGUCACUCGCUCGAAGAAAUCAACUCCUUGCCACCAAUCAGGACUGUCGCAGAUAAUGCCGCAUUGCUCCAGGCACUCGUAACAAUGGUUGAUGAUGCGGCUGAUGUGAUCGGAAUGUUUGCUACCGGAUUCAAGGAAUCCAAGCGAUACCUGUCAGAAGAGCAAAUCACCUCCUUUUUAGACCGAGCAAUUCAAAGCCGCAUAUCGAUCAGGUUGAUUGCUGAGCAACAUUUAUCACUUUCGAAGGCUGAGCAUUCGCCUAAUGGUAGUAGAUUGGGGAUUGUUGACAGAAAAGUGAAACUCAAAAAAACACUGGAAAGUGUUUUGGAGUUCGCUGGGGAGCUCUGUGAAGGAACAUUUGGAAUCGCACCUGAAUGGACGAUAUUGGGUGAAGUGGAAGCUGAAGUGUGUUUCGUGGAAAUGCAUGUCAGUAUUUUACAAAAUUAA
Molecule: messenger RNA, 810 nt
Organism: Puccinia triticina
Lineage: Eukaryota; Fungi; Basidiomycota; Pucciniomycetes; Pucciniales; Pucciniaceae
Exons: 6
Coding region: 1-810 (269 amino acids)
Biological process (GO): protein phosphorylation; regulation of glucose metabolic process
Cellular component (GO): mitochondrion
Molecular function (GO): pyruvate dehydrogenase (acetyl-transferring) kinase activity
Source: RefSeq, a predicted model, not a curated record